AUGUGCUCGAAGAUAAUCGGCUUCACUUCGACGCUAUUAACAGCAGUAACCCCAUUCCCCCAACGCAAAUGGCACUGGCAAAACGGCACCAACAUUCUCCUCCUCCCAGGUAAGAGCGCCUACAAGCACGUGCCACACCGCGAGAAGCCGCCUCACCUGGUGGCCCGACGCAACGCUAGGGAGCGCCGGAGGGUUCAGUCCGUCAACGUCGCCUUCGCCAGACUACGCAGGGUCGUCCCGGGCACGAGCGGAAGGAGCAAGCGCGUGAGCAAAGUGAAGAUCCUUCAGGGCGCCAUAGACUACAUCUACCACCUCCAGGACCUGUUGGAGGAAGACUCCGUCCCUUUCUCCAACAAUAACUGCUCCUCCCUCCACCAUGAGAGCGAUUUCGGCGUCAGGAGCGCGUGCAGUCUCCGCCACUCGGACAACGGGGCUGGCGUGGAUGGGGCGGGGGAGGGAGACGGAGGGAGGGAGGGGGAAGGUCCUGCAGGAGGGCCCCAGGACGACUCUCCCCAGCGGCCGGUCCUGCAGGAGAGCCAAAGUCAGGAUUCCAUCAGUUCCUUCCUCAGUUACGGCAGCGACGGGGCGGAGGGAAGCGGCUGGUCUGACGCUGAGGUAAGAUUCAUCAUUUUAUCCUCAGGAAGAAACAAGUGAAGAU
Penaeus vannamei (Pacific white shrimp) is the source of this 658-nucleotide messenger RNA. NCBI's taxonomy places the organism in Eukaryota, Metazoa, Arthropoda, Malacostraca, Decapoda, Penaeidae. The record is from RefSeq and is a predicted model, not a curated record.